Lycium ferocissimum is the source of this 828-nucleotide messenger RNA. RefSeq lists its product as uncharacterized. The transcript has 4 exons. Gene Ontology annotation, cellular component: ribosome. Lineage: Eukaryota; Viridiplantae; Streptophyta; Magnoliopsida; Solanales; Solanaceae. Gene Ontology annotation, molecular function: structural constituent of ribosome. Gene Ontology annotation, biological process: translation. Bases 89 to 577 code for a protein of 162 amino acids. The record is from RefSeq and is a predicted model, not a curated record.
AAAUGAGGAGAAAAAAAGAGGAGUCAUUCUUGGCUCUUACAACCCAAAGCAAAAACCCAAGUCCCAAAGAAAGAGGAAAAAGCAAAAGAUGCAGAGAUGGUGUUCCAAGCUCCGAUCCCUGGCCGUUCUCCGUUCAACUCCAAUUACCCAUAAUACCCUUCUUCCCUAUCGUGUUGUCCACACUGUUACUACUCCAAUUAACAGAUCAUUGUUCACACAUUCUUCACUAAUCCCUCCCACCUUCAUUAAACCCCUUUCCAGAAAUGGCCCCUCUCUACCCCCUCUUUCUUUUACGCAAGUGCGGUACAUCACUGCGAAACAGAGGAAGAGGAAGUUGAAAAGCAGGAAGCCGAUGACUCCAAUCACAUCAAAAGUCAAGAAAAUCAAGAUGAAAUUUUAUUCGUCUUUUAAGGACAGAUUUCGUGUUAUGAAAGAUGGGCAGAUUAGGCGCUGGAAAGAGGGGAAGAGACACAAUGCACAUUUAAAGUCUAAGAUAUCAAAACGUCGACUCAGGCUACCUGCUACUGUCCCUCCGGCUUAUGCAAAAACGAUGAAGAAGCUUGGUUUUUGUAGUUGAAGCAUUUGUAGCUCUAUGCACUUACUGCCAGUGACAUUUCUUACUUACUGAUCUUGUUGGUGGUCCUCUGGAUUCAGCUCAGUGUAGAAGAUUUUUUCAAGGCAAACAUGUAACAGGUUUUGUUUCAGGUCAUUCGUGACAAAGCUAUCUAUUAGUAUAUUUCUCUGGCAAAUGGGUAUGGAUUUAGAGUUUUUGUAAGAACAAAUAAAAUACAAAAGAGAUGAGCUAAUGAAACUGAUCAUUUUGCAUCC